Messenger RNA from Drosophila subpulchrella, 1148 nucleotides. RefSeq lists its product as uncharacterized. The record is from RefSeq and is a predicted model, not a curated record. The coding region runs from base 88 to 1059 and encodes 323 amino acids. Gene Ontology annotation, molecular function: DNA binding. The transcript is spliced from 2 exons. Lineage: Eukaryota; Metazoa; Arthropoda; Insecta; Diptera; Drosophilidae.
AUCGUUUUAGACGCAACGCCGAUGCUGUUUUUCGUUUCCAUUUUCAAAAUAACAUUUUCAACAAGUUAAUCAGUCGAAGUGGGCAAAAUGAAGAGGAAGACAAGCGAGAUUUGGUGCUUCUUCCGGGCGGUGGACGACACGUAUGCGCUGUGCAACAUCUGCAAGGCGAAGCUCUCCUACAAGACGACCACCACGAAUCUAAGCAAGCACAUGAACAGGAUGCAUCCCACGGCGGGACUCGGUCGGUCGAGCAAUUACAAAUACCAGUCCAGUAGUACACUGGACCGGAACAAGGGCAAGCCGCGCAACCAGACGCAGGAGCUCAUAAUGGUGGAGUUCGUGAAGAAGCACCCGCGCAUGCUGCAGAAUCCUACGUGGGAAACGCGCAGCAAUCUGGAGGAGCUGUGGGAGGAGCUGACCUCCAAUCUCAAUCGGCACGGGCCUCCGCGAAAGGAUGUGGCCACCUGGAAAAGAGCCUUGAAGGACUGGAAGCGGUUCAUCCUGAAGAAGGUGGAGAAGAAUGAGUUGCACAACGUCCCCUUCGGCACCAGCCUCGGCCCGUCGGAGGAAACAAUAGCCACCUUGUGCCGCCUUAAUGAGGAUGUUAGUCAAAUAAUAAUGAAGGUAUCCGACGACGAUGAAAUGCAGGAGAACUCCAACACCGAGUUCGACAUGGACGAUGUGGAGGACGUGGUACCGGAAGAAGACAGUGGCGCCCUUCAGAACUCCGCCGAGUACGUUUACGAGCCGGAGGAGAGCAAAGUAGACAUAGACGACCCCCUUUUCCUGCAGUCCAGCAAGCGAGCCGCAUUGGCCGACAGUCGAAUGGCGGAAGAGGACACGGCGACGCUUCUGGACAAGAUUAGUAACAACAUUGGGAUGGUCCACGAUGCCGCCAAUGGCGCCCAUCUAGCUCUCAAUGAAUUCUUCGUCCUGUACAAGCAGAAGCUGUACGAGGACAAGCGGCAUCACCUGGCCAUUGAACAACUAAUGGCCGAGAAAAUAGAAUUGAAAAAGAAACUCUUGGAAAUCGAGCAGCGAAAGUUGUCGCUAAAGUGACGCGAUUCACAUACCAUCAAGUAAUAAAUCGGUAGUCUUAAUAGUCUAAGCAUUAAAUAAACUAAGUAUUCCAUUAAAAUGUUGCCUAA